Molecule: messenger RNA, 596 nt
Organism: Cylas formicarius (sweet potato weevil)
Lineage: Eukaryota; Metazoa; Arthropoda; Insecta; Coleoptera; Brentidae
Product: glutathione S-transferase 1-like
Exons: 2
Coding region: 29-448 (139 amino acids)
Biological process (GO): glutathione metabolic process
Molecular function (GO): glutathione transferase activity
Source: RefSeq, a predicted model, not a curated record
UUUAAGAUCGAAACAAUUUUCUCCGAAAAUGCCAAUCGUUUUGUACGGCACCAUCACCAGCCCCCCGGUCAGGGCGGUACUGAUGACCGCCGAGGCUUUGGGGUUAAAGUUGGAGUUCAGAGAAGUAAAUCUGGUCAAAUUAGAACACCUGAAGCCCGAAUACUUAAAGAUUAAUCCUCAACAUACGAUACCUACGUUAGACGAUGACGGGGUCAUUUUGUGGGAUAGUCACGCGAUAGUGGCGUACUUGGUAGGCAAAUACGCGAAGGACGACUCGUUAUAUCCGAAGGACUUGGCCAAAAGGGGUCUGAUCGACUCCAGGCUGCAUUUUGACACGGGCUACGCUUUCGCAGCAUUACGGGAACCUGUGGCAAGUUCUUUUUGGAACAUUUUAUUCAAAUAUUUAAGAACUACAAUUAAUGUUUCAAAUAAUCGGCAUCUUAACUGAAUACAGGACUUCUUGAAUGGUUGGUGGUGGUCCCAGAUCAACUUCUUCAUCUUCUUCUUCCCCUUGGUACUAUUCCUCACCCUUUCGUGCUUGUUGUAAUUGUUGCUUGAAACUGCUUUAUCUCGGUAAUAAGUCCUGCAUGACGAUA